Molecule: messenger RNA, 1665 nt
Organism: Seriola aureovittata
Lineage: Eukaryota; Metazoa; Chordata; Actinopteri; Carangiformes; Carangidae
Product: CMRF35-like molecule 3
Exons: 3
Coding region: 119-721 (200 amino acids)
Source: RefSeq, a predicted model, not a curated record
CCACGGGGAUGUUUGUUGGCUUCUUUGAUGGUAAUUUUUUGAAAACACUUCUAUAGGUUUGUAAUGGUGAUUUAACAUGGAAAGAAUUGGUGGUUUUGAUUGACGAACAUGUUGCGAAAUGUUUGGUUGUUUUUUUUCUUUGCAUUUUGCAGUCACAGUUCUGUGUCUUAUCUGGCUAACAAAGCAUACAGUGGACUCGGUUCAGCUGUCAGCCCCAGAGAAGAUAACUGCACCAUACGGAGGAUCUGUGACAGUCUCUUGUCAGUAUGAGCAUCAGUUCAGAGAAAACACAAAGUACUGGUGCAAAGGGCCGGUGUAUGACCUGUGUACCAUAGUGGUGAAAACACCCAAGAACCGACCCGGUAACAGAAGCUCCAUUGCUGAUGAUAAGGAGGCAGGAGUCUUCACUGUAACUAUGACUUCACUCAGAGACAGUGAUGAAGGUUCCUACUGGUGUGUCGUCGCCACAUCUGGAAGGAACAUCUACAGUCGUGUCAGGCUCUCAGUCUCCCACACAGUGGUUACAACUACCGUCACUACACCAACCAGUUCCUCAUUGGAACAUGAUGAAAUGCGAUGGUGGGCGACUCUACGUUGGAUCCUCUUUAUUUUAAUGUUGUGUUGUCUGGCAUCAAUACAUAUCGCUGUGUGGAGGAUAAAAGGUACCAGGAAAAUAUGUGUGCAACAAUUUCAAUAUCAAAACUCAAACAUUUAUGACUGAAAGUUAGGCAACACCAUGAGUGUAAAUCAUGGGUGAAUUAUAAAUGCGUUAAUACUAAGGUUACAAAACCGUUCCUCCAGAAGACUUUCUAUCAGUGUGUGAAUUAAACCAAAAAACAAACCAAGUGAAAAACUGGCUUUCAGACACUUUUUCCCCUUUUAUUUAACUGAUUAAAACCUCAUUAAUUUCAGUGUCCAGGGCCUAAGAUAACUUUGGGCUCAACUUCUGAAUAUCCAAAAUUAGUACCUCUGGAGAACUGAGGCUCUUGGCCUUUAUUUAAUUUAUCUGCAGAUCUUAUAUGAAUGGUCAUGAAGGUGGUGUUCAUUUGCAUUUAACCACCAGUUUCUAGGGGUUCUUCUAAAUCUGUCAGUGUUGUACUCCAAAGAUCUGAAAAUAGAAGGCAGAAUAAAAAUCACUUCAUGCAUAAAUGAAGGCCUGUUUUUUGUGAAAUGUUGCUAUGACAUUGAAUAGUUGUGAUGUACUCCCCUAUUUUUCAGUAAUUUAAGGAAGGAUCACAGAGGCAUAGUUUCCUCACAUUAAUAGACACACACACACACGCACAUACACACACACACACACACAGACUGACUUAGAAAAUCACAUCUACAUCUGAGAUGGAGUUUUUCUAUCCAAGAUAAUUUAUGUAAACUGUUGAUUUUCAGUUACAAUCAUAGGUAAAUUAUGUUUUAAUUCCCCUGAAAAUGUUAUAUAUUAUAUUCUCAAAGAGAGGCGGUGAUGAUUUAUGAUCCUUGCCAAGCAGAUUGCAUUACCCUGCUGCAAGAAGUUGGAUAAUUGUGUCUGCUGGUCAGAGAACAGCAUACAGACUAGUAUUAACAGUUUAUUAUCCACACUUGUAUAAUAUAAUGCAAUAACCCUGCAUUUAAUCUUAUUUCUGUGACGCAUGUGAUGUUCAGUUUAUGCAUAUCAGAGAGGUAGUGAAGUAU